AUUAGAGUGUAUCCGUAAUUUUUUGUGAAGAAAUAUUUUUUAGCGCUCCAUAAAUAUAUUAUGAAUAUCUCAUCCGAGGCUGUUCUGCUUCCACAUCAUCCACAUGCAUAAAAGGGCCAAAUAGAAGUUCUGUUUGCAUAUACGUACAUAGCUUAAUUAAGUUCAACGAAGGAACCAAUGGAUUCAGAGAAAAGUAAGAUCCUGAUAUUUGGAGCAACUGGGUAUCUAGGAGAAUACAUGGUGAAGGCAAGCAUAUCCAUGGGUCAUCCUACCUAUGCUUAUGUUCGCCAACUCAGAUCAAAUGACACUCUUUCUUCAAAGCUACAACUUCACCAGCAAUUCCAGUCCCUGGGAGUCACUGUAUUUCAAGGAGAAUUGGAGGAGCAUGAGAAGCUUGUUUCAGUACUUAAACAAGUAGAUGUGGUGAUUUCCACUCUUGUUGUUCCUGUAACGCCCACACCGUAG
This is a messenger RNA of Hevea brasiliensis (rubber tree), 465 nucleotides long. Its product is annotated as isoeugenol synthase 1-like. Lineage: Eukaryota; Viridiplantae; Streptophyta; Magnoliopsida; Malpighiales; Euphorbiaceae. The record is from RefSeq and is a predicted model, not a curated record. The transcript is spliced from 2 exons. The coding region runs from base 178 to 465 and encodes 95 amino acids.